This is a messenger RNA of Anopheles cruzii, 1924 nucleotides long. It is a transcript of the gene ImpL2, whose product is annotated as neural/ectodermal development factor IMP-L2. The transcript is spliced from 3 exons. Bases 138 to 998 code for a protein of 286 amino acids. Lineage: Eukaryota; Metazoa; Arthropoda; Insecta; Diptera; Culicidae. The record is from RefSeq and is a predicted model, not a curated record.
CAGCGAUCACGACACGACGGUUGAAACAUAGAAACAAAUCUUCACGCUUCCAGCAACACCCGGCGGAAAGGCUCUCCGGAGUGCAGAAGAAGUAAAGACAACGACAGAAAAAACAGUCACGAGUAGCGAAAGAAAGGAUGAACUGCGAUCACCAUCUGUUCAUCGUGGCGGCGUUAACGGUCGCCCUGCUGCUGACCACGGGUUGCAACGGCCGCGCCGUUGACCUCGAUGCCGAUGGAACCAUCUCGGCGUCAUCCGGUGCGUCUGCUGGCUCACCGUCCGUCGGUGGCCCUUCGUUGAGACCGACGUUUGUGAAGAUCACCUCGCCACCGCCGGCCCGUGUGGCGCAGAUCCGCGGUACCACCGUGGAGCUGGAGUGCGAAAUCAUGGGCUCACCGACCCCCACCGUCCAGUGGGUGCACGGAAGUGGCCAGACCGCUGAUUGGGAAGACAUCAGUGUGAACGUCAUCUCGGAAGAUACCCCGACGUCGGUGGCCCGCGUCGUGUCGCGCCUGGUGAUUGACCGCUCGUCACGUGCUUCGCAAACGACCUACACUUGUAUCGGCCGGUCGGCUGGGCAGCUGGCGAUGGCCUCGACCGUCGUGUACCACGUCGACGCCGGGUCUCGCCUGGGAAACUACUCCGAUCUGUUGCUGUUGCGCCCGCUGGCGUCCGGUGGCGCACCGGCGCACACGUUCAUGAACUUGAAGAACGCCCGGAUAACGCUCCACUACAAGACGCUGUUUGAGAACAUGGGCACCACGGUGGUGCUGCCGUGCAAGGCCGUCGGUCGGCCCGUGCCGGAGAUCACCUGGCUAAACGAGGACGGCAACGUCGUGGGUAGCCUGCAGGAUCCGCGCUACCGCACGCUGCCGACCGGCGAGCUGAUCAUCACCAGCCUGCGGUGGACCGAUAUGGGCUCGUACACGUGUGUGGCGAAGAACGCAAUCUCGAAAGAUGAAUCGGAAACGUUCGUGUACCCGAUACGGCCCAACUAGGCCAACGUGGUCCGUUGUUGCCAAGGUAGUAUCACCGGGGCGGGAGCGCGCGUGGGAGAGCCACGUUCUUCCCGCACGAUGAGUAGUGUGUCUCUGAAAAAAAACCGCAACCGUUACGAAUCGGGGCCCUAGUACGAACGAUAAUGCAAAAAAACAUAUAAUAGAAUGUCCCUUAUGCCAUUUACUUAAAUUAUUUAAAGUAAACUUAUCAUCGUCUGCAGUAUGAUAACUAAUACACCGCUACGAAUGCUGGAAGGAAUAAAGAAAUUUUAAUUCAGUACCACCUACAUCGCAUUUACACAGUACCCCAGUACGGCGGCUACCAGCCAACACUUACUAAUUUAUGACUCUUUGUAUCUCAUAGAAAAUGUAUUGUGCGCAUUGUACGCUACGUACAGACGUAAGUUAUUGCCUAUCAAGUGCAAAGCGCGGAAGAGCGGAAUCAAAUCGUUUACACCAAGCAGCUCUCUAGGCUUGAGCAAGAGCAAGGAUCGGUGGCGAACAGAGGUGUGGUGGCCGGCCAGAAACGCGGCCACCAACCGACAUAGUUUAGUAGUAUUUAAGAAACAAUGAUGAAUAUGUUAAGCGCACGUGUGGGGGGAGGCAGAAUUAUUAAGCCGGAAAGAUGGUCGGAAGGAUUAAAAGUCAGUGGAGAGCAGGAUUGUUGGAUGUGUAAAUAGGGAUACCCCACUCUAAACCCUGAGCUGGAGAUGCAGUGCAUCGGAUGCAACUUAAUGUACUUCAUAUGAUUAAAAACAAAAAAACACACAUUAAUGGAUGUCAGUUACUAAAGGCAGUGAAGCGAGAUGGCCUGCAGUGAUACGCGAACGUCAUACGGCCAAAGAACCAGUGCUAGCCAGAAACGGAGCUAGCGUGUAAGAGAAUUAUGAACUGGAAUAAGUAGCUAAGGACACACACACACACAA